Molecule: messenger RNA, 4928 nt
Organism: Octopus sinensis (East Asian common octopus)
Lineage: Eukaryota; Metazoa; Mollusca; Cephalopoda; Octopoda; Octopodidae
Product: neuronal calcium sensor 1
Exons: 8
Coding region: 459-1034 (191 amino acids)
Molecular function (GO): calcium ion binding; calcium sensitive guanylate cyclase activator activity
Source: RefSeq, a predicted model, not a curated record
UCUCACUUAUCCCCCACCCUCAGCCUCUCUGUAUACACGAUCGCGUACCCAUCACCUUCAAUACUUUUAGUUAUUACCUCCCUCACCUGAUAUUCAAUCUCUUUCCCCGCCUCCUCUUCCUCCCCCUCCUCAAACACGUCUAUCUUUCCCUUUCUCUCAUUCUAUCUCCCUCUUACUUUCACUAUUCUCUCUUCUUUCUCUCACUCUAUACGGAGCCUCUAACUCUUUCACCCGCUCUCUCUCUCUCUCUCUCUCUCUGUCUUUCCCCUCACUAUUCAUCUGUCUGUCUCUCUAUUUUUACGCACAACUUCUCCCAGCGUUAGUCUUUACUCUCUAAUACUGUCACUCUUGUUUCACAUCCCACUGUCAAUCUAUCAUCACCACAGUCCAACAAAAUAGACGUAAGCUCGCCUUAUGUGAAAAGUCUUCUUUCCUUCUGAGGAUGUAUGGCUUGAGACAUGGGCAAAAGGAACAGCAAACUCAAACCCGAUGAAAUCGAGGAACUGCGGACUAAAACAUACUUUUCAGAAGAGGAAAUACAACAAUGGUAUAAAGGAUUUAUGAAAGAUUGCCCAGAUGGCAAGCUGACGUUAGAGGGAUUUACAAAAAUAUAUCGUCAGUUCUUCCCAUUUGGUGAUCCUAGCAAAUUCGCUGCAUUUGUCUUCAAUGUCUUUGAUGAGAAUAAGGAUGGUUACAUAGAAUUUGAUGAAUUUCUACAAGCCUUAUCGGUAACCUCCCGAGGUAAUGUGGAUGAAAAGUUACGGUGGGCUUUCCGUCUUUAUGAUCUUGACAGUGAUGGCUUCAUAACGCGGGAGGAACUUCUAGAUAUUGUAGAUGCUAUCUACAAGAUGGUGGGAAACAUGGUAAAAUUACCAGAGGAAGAAAACACGCCGGAGAAACGUGUAAAUAAAAUAUUUGAAAUAAUGGAUAAGAACAAGGAUGACCGCUUAACAUUUGAUGAGUUCCUUGAGGGCUCUAAGAAGGAUCCAACGAUUAUUCAAGCUCUGACUCUUUACGAUGGGGGUCGACUCUGAUGUAUGUCCCGCGUGACGAAUCAAGCGUUGUCACCUUCAUUGGACUCUGCCCAUAAAGCGCUGUUAUUUUAUUUUAUAUUCUUCACUCUAUCAGAAUCUCAACUAACAAUAAAACACAUAAGAAACAGUUCUAAGAAAUACAAUUUAACUUUAUAAAGAAAUCGAACAAAGAAGAAAACCAAGGGAAAAUAAUUAAAAGAUACAGUGAAAAAAAAAAAAAAAGUGAGAUGAAAAACAUACUGAAAGCGAGAACAAUUAAACCAAAUGAUGAAUUUGAAAGGAAGAAUUAAAGACAAGGGGUCUUUUUUUUUUGUAAAAUUUCUGAUAUUGUAACCAUGGUUAUGUUAUGGUUACAUCCUUACAUGAGUUUCCAUAAGGAAAUGUUGAGCAUCUCAGCCAAACUUUAUAGCAAUGUCGUAAACAUCACUGCCAUUGCUUUCUCAGCCAAUACAUUUAUGUAUUUUUUCCAUCUGUAUCGCUUUUUACCUUUCCAAAUUAUGCUUUUUUCUUUUUAAAUCUCUAUUUACCACUACUUACAUCUUUGUUCCAUAUUUCUCUAUUUAUCUACCUCCAUCUAUCUUUCACUAAUUUUACUUCUCUUUCUAUUUCAUCCCUUCUAAAAUUAAACCUAUCUUUUCCCCCGUGUCCUUUCAGCUAAAUGGACUUACCUUUACAGCUUCUUUUUGUAAUUCUAAAUAAAAGGAAAAAAAAAAAAAAUUAAACAAAAGGUUUUAACCUGGCCUCCUUUUUCUCCUGUUCUUGUGCUACUCUUCUCUUGGAAUUUCUUUCUUUCAAACCCCACCCAUCUUCUCUUUUUCCUUUUUUUGCCUUUACUUACUCUAAUCAACCACAACAUUCUUUCUCACUGUAGCUAAUGCAUAAACACAACACCACAAAGACAUUAGAGAAUGGUUGCAGUGAUUCCUUACAUCUGCAACCGUUGCUACAUCCUAUAUCAAUUACUUUCCAAUUUUCUUUCUGUUUCGCUUUAUGCAGAGUCAGACAAUAGCAUGGAUUCUUAAAUACUGUUGUUCUUGUUGUUAUUUAUUUUUUUUCAUUGUUAUUGUUACAUUUCUGUAUGUGUGCACAAGUAUGCAAUGUGCUUCUGUGAGUGUGUGCGAGUGAAUGUUUGGUGUGUCUUCUUGUAUAUAAGUGUAUUCUCCAGAAUUUCCUCUGUCAAAGAUCUUCAUAUAUCUUGGCAUGAUUCUCUCUUCCCUUCUCUCUCUCUUUCAUAUAUAUAUAUGUGCAUAUAUAUAUACAUACAUACAUAUAUAUAUACAUGUAUAUACAUGUACAAACACACAUGCUUAGGCGUACAUUUAUAUAUGCCUGUAGAUGUGUUGUAUGUAUGAUUUUUCUAAAAACUAUUUUAGAUGAAAAAAAGGAAAAUAAGAUUAGUCUCUUUCAAUUUUUGAAAUAAUUUCUUCCAAAAUUUAACUGGUUUCCUUUUAUAAGCAAACCAAUUUUUUUAAACUGUUUCUCUAAAACAAUUUUUAAAAAAAAAAGUUAAAUAUGUCUUUAAUAUUUAAUAACUAGAACCAUUUUAACUCAGUCAUUUUAAUUAUCUUACAAUGUUGAGCUUUCAUUUUAUUUUAGCAUGGAAUUUUUUACACACACCCCUUCCCCCACUCUAACAUUUUUGCCUUAAGAAAAAUAGCUAUCAUUGGAUUUAUAGGUUCUAAACAUCAAAGAGUCGGAAUCUGCUCUUUAUUUAUCUUCAUUUGAAUUGGUCACAGUUAGAAUUUACAGCUCUAGUGGUUUCACUUACACACACACACACACUCACACACAUAUUUUGUUCAUAUAUGAAGCGCAUAAAUAUAUGUUUGAAAGUGUUAGUUUGUUUUACUUUCUGACAAUUUAAAAUGCUGUUAUUUCAGUUUCAAUUCCUUAAUGAUGGAAAAUGUAAUUUCAGAUGCCAACAAUAUAUUUAUGUGCUUCAAAUGCAAACAAAAUAUGUUUCUAUACAAAAAUGAAGAAUCACAAUUUUAAAUCCUCUUAUUGGGAAGAGAUUUCAGAUUUAAAUUUUUAUUUCAUUUAUAAAGAAGUUUGUUUUCACAAAUUCUGAGUCCCUGAAUGUUUAAAACAGUGGUUUUCUACUGUAGCUCCCAGGGCCAUAUCUGGCCCUCAAGCAUCCUUCUAUAAAUGUUUUUUUUUUUUUUAAUUGACCUAUGUUUUACUUUUUUUGGUGUGCCCCCCCCCCAUUUUGGAUCUGGCCCAGAUAUUAAAAAGGUUAAGAACCACUAGUUUACAACAUAAAAAUCUAAAACUAUCUUGGGUUUCUUUUUCAAUUUUUUUAAAGGUAUAAAAAAGGUGAAAAAAUCCAUGCUAAAAUUAGGAAGUGUCCAAAAUUGUAUUGGUUUCAAUUAUUUUGCCAAUUCUUUUUUUAAAUAACAAAUCUUAGAAACCCAAAUAAGUGUUGUUGUUGAGAAGAAUAUCAAAUUGCUUAUUCUGGUUGUUGGCUUUAUUUUCUACGCUAAGCUGUAUAUCGUCUUCAAAAAUUAUGUGGAUUUCAUCCAAGUACUGUAAGAACGUGCUAAAAUAUAUGCAGAAAUGUAUUAAUACCAAUAUGAUGAGGAACGUCAACUCCCUGGAUUUAUUGCUACAAACUUUAUUGUAAAUCAAAGUCGCCUACUUUCCGUAGGCACAUGCUGAGUUAGUGCUUUUCUGUUUAGUUUUGUUUUUCAUUUAUUUCUCUGAACCUUGUGUGUUUUCCUUAAGUUUUUUCAUUGUAAGAAAAAUAUCCUGUUUCAAUAAAUAUGUUUCCAUAAUUUAUAAGUAGUUCAUAGCCAUUGACCAAGAUCUUGAUACCACACAGUGUCUGAAAUAUAUUUGUCACAAACGUGAAAUGAAGAAAAAUUAAAAUAUAUAUGUAUAUAUAUUUAACAUUUUAAGUGGAUAGUUACUGUCAAUUUCUUGAAUCCCAUUUUUAAUGUCAUUUCUACGGAAUUUUCUGAAUCAUUUAUUGAAUUUGUCCUUUAAAAGGUUUGAAUUAAUUUAAAUACCUCUGAUGACAAGUGACUAAUGAGUCUGGCAAAAUAGUAUUUAUUCUGACUAAACAGACAAUAUUCACUUCCAUCUUUGGAUUGCUGGUAAUGUUUCAACAACUGCAUUAGUUAAAGGCGUAUUCACUUCCACUGGUGCUUUAGUUAUAUAAGCUUCUUAAAAUACACUCAGUGACCAGUUUUCUGGGGACAUCUAGUGCUCAGUAAACUGGGCACCUAAUGUAUUUGAAUUUAAAUGUUGACAAUAUUUGUAUUGCUUUCUCCGACGGGAUGUUCCAUUAAAUUUUUGAUGAUAUACUGGAUAAGCAAUCAAAAUAAUAAUGCUAUGACCAGAUCAAGUAAGUUGCAAAGAAAAAAAAAAAUUCAUGAUAAUAAAAAUAACCAAAAUUCCUUUCAGACAUUUGUUCCAUUAUGACAAAUCAUAAUGGAGCAAAUCGUCAAAUGCAAACUAUUUAAAUUUGAAAUUCUGCACCAUUUGCUAAAUUGCUUAAAGAAUAUAUUCAUUUGUGGCAUUAGCAAACAUUGGAGAAUGAUGGUAACAAAACUUUGUAAAUAUAAAGAAAAUAAUCUAAUGGAAAUGAACUAUUUUAUUUUUAAUUUGUAAGUUUUAAAAUAUUAAUAUACAAAUGGAGAUUAUACUAAUUAUGACAUUUUAUUAUAAUAAAUAAUCUAAAUUAGCUUCCAGAAAAAGUAUUUCAUUCUUUGUAUCUAAAUAUUUAAUUUGUUUUGCACAUAAACCACUGCUGAAGACAAACUACAUGGUUUUUGAUUGAAAGCCAUAUUUUAGCGCUGUAUCAAUUUAUCAAUUGUCAUAUUCUAAUGCAUAGUUAUAUGAUUUAAAAAAAAAAGGUAAAGGAAAGAAAAUCUCACAAUGUUGCUCCAUGUAAAA